Trichoplax adhaerens is the source of this 1488-nucleotide messenger RNA. RefSeq lists its product as uncharacterized. The annotation marks the transcript as partial. Gene Ontology annotation, biological process: L-leucine catabolic process. The record is from RefSeq and is a predicted model, not a curated record. The transcript is spliced from 15 exons. Gene Ontology annotation, cellular component: mitochondrion; methylcrotonoyl-CoA carboxylase complex. Gene Ontology annotation, molecular function: methylcrotonoyl-CoA carboxylase activity. NCBI's taxonomy places the organism in Eukaryota, Metazoa, Placozoa, Uniplacotomia, Trichoplacea, Trichoplacidae.
AUAGGAGGUAGAGAGAAAGCUCGCCAAAGCCAUGUAGCAAAAAACAAGUUAUUACCUCGUGAUCGAUUAAAUAGGCUUCUGGAUUCAGGCUCUCCUUUCUUGGAACUCUCUCAACUCGCUGCAUACAACUGCUAUAAAGAUCAUGUUCCAGCAGCAGGCAUGAUUACAGGAAUCGGCCGUAUAUCUGGUACUGAAUGCAUGAUUAUCACGAAUGAUCCAACGGUUAAAGGUGGAACUUACUAUCCCCUCACUAUGAAAAAACAACUCAGGGCCCAAGAUAUAGCUUUCGAGAAUCAGUUACCCUGUGUCUAUUUAGUGGAAUCCGGUGGAGGAUAUCUCCCUUUACAAUCUGAAGGAUUUGCUGAUAAAUAUCAUUUUGGCAGAACUUUCUAUAAUCAGGCGAAAAUGUCAGCGGCUGGUAUUAAACAGGUCGCUAUAGUAUUAGGAUCAUGCACUGCUGGCGGUGCAUAUGUACCGGCAAUGUCUGAUGAAGUUAUUAUGGUCAAAAACCAAGGAACUUUAUUUCUUGGUGGCCCACCUCUGGUCAAGGCUGCUACUGGUGAAAUUGUCAGUGCAGAGGAACUUGGAGGGGCUGAUAUUCACUGCAGUAUUUCAGGGGUAAGCGACCACAUAGCAGCGGAUGACGAUCAUGCAAUGCAUUUAGCUCGACAAAUUAUUUCUACUCUUGCUCACAGAAGAGAGAUUAAAAAUGAAAUAUUGCCCCCCGAAGAACCAGCUUACCCAUCAGAUGAAGUCUAUGGAAUAGUAGGGGACAAUUCGGAAAGUAGUUAUGAUGUUAGACAGGUUAUCGCAAGAUUGGUUGAUGGCAGUAGAUUUCAUGAAUUUAAAGAAAAUUUCGGUACAACGUUAGUUACAGGAUUUGCUCGUUUACAUGGAUUUCUGGUUGGUAUAAUUGCAAAUAAUGGUGUUAUGUCAUCAGAAUCAGCGUUGAAGGGUACACAUUUCAUUGAACUAUGUUGCCAGCGUGACCUGCCGAUAGUAUUCCUAGAAAAUAUUACCGGUUUUAUGGUGGGAAGAGAACAUGAAGCUGGAGGAAUAGCAAAGAAUGGAGCCAAGAUGAUUGCUGCUAUCGCUUGUGCAAAAGUUCCGAAGCUAACCGUUGUUAUUGGUGGGAACUAUGGGGUCGGUAGCCUAUCAAUGGCUGGUAGACCUUACGGCCCUAGAUUUUUAUUUACUUGGCCGAAUUCAAGCACUUCGAGAAUGGAAGAAGAGCAGAUUGAAGAUGCUCAAGCUAACGUCACUGCUUACCAGAAGGAAGGCGAAAAUAAAACAGCAGCAACAAAGGUAGAAGCUGUAAAAGAGUCAGUUGUCGGAAAUUAUGAGGGACAUCCAUACUAUGCUUCAGCAAGGUUAUGGGAUGACGGGAUUAUUGAGCCUGCUGAUACCAGAAAAAUAUUAGGAAUGUGCUUACAUCUAAGCUGUAGUAUAUCGCUCGAAAAAUCUAAAUUUAGCGUAUUUAGGAUGUAA